Molecule: messenger RNA, 1087 nt
Organism: Chenopodium quinoa (quinoa)
Lineage: Eukaryota; Viridiplantae; Streptophyta; Magnoliopsida; Caryophyllales; Amaranthaceae
Product: photosynthetic NDH subunit of subcomplex B 5, chloroplastic-like
Exons: 5
Coding region: 60-725 (221 amino acids)
Biological process (GO): response to oxidative stress
Cellular component (GO): chloroplast
Source: RefSeq, a predicted model, not a curated record
AAUUAAAUAUACAACCUCCACCACUCUUAACAAUUGCUACUGAUCUGAAGACAAAAGCUAUGGCAGCUACAUGUACUUCUACUUGGCUACCUGCAGCUGCAUCAGUGAUUUGCAGAAAUCCAUCAUCCAAAAUCAGCAUGAAUUUAACCCCAACACUACCUUAUCAUAGUAAUAAUAAGGUCUUGAUUAGCAGCAAUCCAAGAGCAACAAGAAGGUUGUCUACAAAGUUGAGAGCAGCUGGUUUAACGGAUAUCGAACCUGACCUCAAUGAAGAUCCUGGUGACCGGUGGGCUACGAAUGGAGUUGAUGCUGAAGAUUUUAUAUAUGGAGAAUAUGAUGGACAUCAUACAUAUUUUGAAACUUCAGAGAAAGGAACAUUUUGGGGAGCAGUGGCUGAAGAAUAUAAUGCCAUGGAACCACCUACUGGUUUCCAAGGUCUUAUUUCGUGGCUGUUCCUUCCAGCAGUUGCUGCGGGGAUGUAUUUCAAUGUUCCGGGGGAGUAUCUGUACAUUGGAGCAGGACUAUUUACAAUCGUAUUCUGCAUAAUUGAGAUGGAUAAACCAGACAAACCUCACAACUUUGAGCCCCAAAUAUACAACAUGGAAAGAGGAGCUCGUGACAAGUUGAUCGCUGAUUAUAAUACUAUGGACAUUUGGGACUUUAAUGAAAAAUACGGAGAACUCUGGGAUUUUACUUUGAAAAACGAUGAUAUAGUAAAGAGAUAAUUGUCAGGAAAUGACAUUGGUUUGGGAUAUUUCCAACUGAUAUGCACAGUUGAAUCAGGUAUAUUUGUCUGAUUUCUUCAGUUAAGAUUUUUAACCUUGUCCAAUGAUUGGACUUUGGUCAGAGUGUACAAAUUGAAUUAGUGUCCACCAUAAAAAUUGAAAGUUGAAGCUGCUGAGCACAAAUCAUGGCCUUACUAUUGUCAGUUUGUCACAAAAAAAAUUGUAUGAUUGUAAAUAAUGAAUUCAUAUAAAUAUUAUUCUGUGGGUAAUUCAUGAUACUAUAUUUGUUAUCAGAAGAGUGCAGCAUAGUAUUUUAUUUUGCAGCAUAGUAGUUAAUUUUGCUAUGUGAUCUGAUUUACCUA